ACAAGCAAGCCACAGCGACAAAACACACACGGAGAGAGAGAGAGAGAGAGCGCGCGACGCAACCAGAGGAGUUCAGCGGAGAAAUAAACGACCAUGUAGGCGAAGCGCUAACUGGACAACGACAAAUAAAAACGGGAGUAACUGGAUUAACUGGGAUUCUUUAAUGGUGUGAGCCGAGUCCAGGGAUUUUCUGUGAAUUUCUCCUAAACUAACUUCGCCCUUAUCCGGGCUGUGAUUAUGGACUAACCCGAGCUGUGUGGUAAAGCUCAGUCUGAGGUGCGAAGCUUCCUAGAAACAUGUCCCAGGCACAGGUGGACCUGGCCGGGCUCGGCUUCCCUCCGUUUCCCCCGGCCCGGGACGCGGCGGCGGACUCUUUGAACUCUUUCUUCCCGGCUCGCCUCCCGCCCAGGCGGCGGAGGCACUCGGCGAGUUCGCGGAGAGGCAGCGGAUACCGGCGCAGCAAAGCCACCGCCGGCGAGAGCGCUACAGCCGGUCAGCUCAACAAGAUGCUCUCGUGGUCGGCGGACAACAUCUUUAGCGAGGAAAAUAAGAAGGAGCGCGAGCCGCUCGCGAGCUCCAGUUCCAAUACGAACUCGCAUUCGAAUUCCAACUGCACGUCCACAUCCACCUCCACGUCGAAUUCAAAUUCGAUUUCCAAUUCGAAUUCCAAUCUGAAUUUAAACUCAAAAUCGAGUUCAAAUUCGAAUUCAAACUCUAGCCCUGGCGCAGAGUCUCCAAAGACGAGCGCGAGAGUGGCGGAUGAUGGCAGCACUGACUCCGAGGAGGGCAGGAGAACCAGCAGCAGGAAAAAGGAGGAGGCAUUGGAGAACGAGCGAAAGCGCGAGAAGGAGGACGAGGUGGAGACCAAGGCCGUGGCCACUUCACCUGAUGGACGCUUCCUCAAAUUUAACGUGGAGAUUGGACGCGGCUCUUUUAAGACUGUCUACAAGGGUCUGGAUACGGAGACCACCGUGGAGGUGGCAUGGUGUGAGCUGCAGACGCGGCGGCUGACGAAGGUGGAGAGGCAGCGCUUCAGUGAGGAGGUGGAGAUGCUGAAGGGGCUGCAGCACCCCAACAUCGUGCGCUUCUACGACUCCUGGAAGUCCACCGUAAAAGGCCACAAAUGCAUUAUCCUCGUCACCGAGCUCAUGACGUCAGGAACCCUCAAGACAUACCUGAAAAGGUUUAAGGAGAUGAAGCUGAAGCUCCUCCAGCGCUGGAGCCACCAGAUCCUGAAAGGCCUUCACUUCCUGCACACGCGAGCCCCUCCAAUCAUCCACCGAGACCUCAAGUGCGACAACAUCUUCAUCACAGGACCCACCGGCUCGGUCAAGAUCGGAGAUUUAGGGCUGGCUACGCUCAAGAGUGCCUCUUUCGCCAAGAGUGUGAUCGGCACCCCUGAGUUCAUGGCUCCGGAGAUGUAUGAGGAGAAGUAUGACGAGGCGGUGGACGUGUACGCCUUUGGGAUGUGCAUCCUGGAGAUGACCACAUCCGAAUACCCUUACUCAGAGUGCCAGAACGCAGCCCAGAUCUACCGGAAGGUCACCAGCGGCAUUAAGCCGGACAGUUUCUUCAAAGUAAGAGUGCCGGAGCUAAAGGAGAUCAUAGAGGGCUGCAUCCGUAUGAACAAAGCUGAAAGGUACACGAUACAGGACCUGCUGGAGCACCCCUUCUUCCAGGAGAACAACGGAGUCCACGUGGAGCUGGCCGAGGAGGACGACAUGGUGAAGUCCGGUCUGAAGCUGUGGCUCAGAAUGGACGACACCAAGAAGCUCCACGGCAAGUACAAGGACAACAACGCCAUCGAGUUCCUGUUCGAGCUCUACAAGGACGUUCCAGAGGAGGUGGCCCAGGAGAUGGUGGUGCUGGGCUUCGUCUGUGAUGCCGACUACAAGCUGGUAGCCAAAGCCAUCCGCGACCGCGUCACCACCAUCAAACGCCAGCGCGAGAAGCUCCGCCGGCAGGCCGAGGAGGCGCAGAGGAGGCAGCAGGAGGAGGUGAUUGAGGAGGAACCUGAGCCCAGUGCUGAGACAGAACCUCCUCCACCCAACCCACCACCUCUCCAACCCCAAACUCAACCCCAACCAUCACCUGAGACCCUCUUAUCCACUGCAGUCCCAACACCUCCCACCGUCACCGUGUCUGGCCCCGGACUCUCUACAGCCAACAGCUCUAUGGACUCUGGGAUUAACGCCAGCUUCGCCACGGAACCGGAAGACCCAGAGACGGAGCAUCGGCAGCACUACAACAUCCGCCACGCCAGCUACUCCUCAGCCACCUCUGACGGCGAGACAGACGGCUACCUCAGCUCCUCUGGACUUCAGGAGGCACUGGAAAGCCCCUCCCCCAUGACAAACUCCACCUCUUCAGUUGCAGCAGCAGCAACAGCCAAUGAAGUAGUGCAGAUAGAAGCUCCGCCUGCUGAUGUCCUAGUUACUGAAGCCCCAUCCGUGCAGACUAUACCAGUGCCAGUCCUCCGCUUUCCUUCGAGCAUUGCCGUAUCCCAGAAUACCGAGCGUGCCCAGUCCAGCGGUGCCAGUGGUUUCUCCUCUCCUGUGGACAGUUAUGCGUCUGAUGUCACGUCUGGACUGAGUGAUGGUAAUGAAGGCCUCACAGAGAUGAGCCCCAACAAACGCACAGGAAGUAAACUGCUGAGGAAGAGAGCUCGCUCACGACUUCGUAUCACAGGGCUGUCUGAUAAAGUGGACCGGGUGGUGGAGUGUCAGCUUCAAACACACAACAGUAAGAUGGUGACGUUUAAAUUUGACCUGGACGGAGAUAACCCGGAGGACAUCGCUACGGUCAUGGCUAACAAUGAGUUCAUACUGCCCUCAGAGAAGGAGGGCUUCAUCCACCGAAUGAAGGACAUCAUCCGCAGAGCCGAGGCCCUGAUGAGGAGGGAGCCACUGGGGCCCCUGGAGACCGGAGACUCCUCUCGCCUGCCCUACCAGAGCGGAGCUGGGAUGCUCUCUGCCUCUCAGCCCAACCUGCACACACAGGGACUCUCCCGCACACACUCGUCCUCAUCUCUUCCAGAUUACACCGCUGCCAGUGUGGGUCAUGUGACCCAAGGCUCCUCCCGUGCAGUGGGCGGAGACUAUUACCUCGAUCCUGAUGCAGCCGUUCCAGUGCGGCCACUCCGCUCUCAGUCUUUCCACACCUCAGAUUACGCAGCAGCGAAUUCAGGUCAGGUGACCCGUGGCUCCUCCCCUGCACAGGGCGGAGACUUUUACUUCGACUCCGAUGCAGGACCACCUGUUCGUCCACUGCGCUCUCAGUCCUUCCACACCUCAGGCUCCACUCACCCUUACCACCCUGCUGCCUCUCAGUACCCACAGUACUCCAACCCAGAUGCCCUCCCUCUCUUGAUUCCUAACCAGAUGCCUACCAUGCCCCAACAAUUCCCCAAACAACACUACAUGCCUAACUCCCCCUACCCAUACAUGGUCAAUCCAGUGCCCCUCAAAGGCUCCAUCAACCCGUCUCCACUCACUCGAAACCCCAGCAACCCCAACCUCGCAGCUCCAAACUUACCAACCCCCUAUCCUGGACCUACUCCUGGACCAGUCCAGCAAGUAGGUGAUCCGGCUGAGAGUGCCGCUGCUUACGGCAUGCCUCCAAAUGCUCCAGCUCCAGGGAUGUGGCCGCCUCAGCAACCACUUUUCUCGCUGGCUAACGUGUUGUCACUGGCUAUGAGUGUGGCACAGUCCUUCAUGCCCCCUACGUCCAUGCCCAGCAACAUGCCCCAAGCUUACCUACCCCCCAUGGCACCCCAGCAAAGCUAUGCACAAAUGUUUGGAGCCCAGCUUCAAGCAAUGGGGCAAAAUGAAGGACCAUACAACCAGGCAGCUUCGAUAGCAGGGCAGUUUGUGGAUACAAACCAGCAUCCAGACCCCCACGUGCAAGCCCGCAGGCCAGAUCCACACGAGGACAACUCUGCAUCCGCUCGAAAUAUGAGUUCAUCUGAGGGAAUCCAAGCAAACAUGCCCUCUGUUGCACCAGCGAUCACAGAUCUGCCCACAGAGGUCCGGCAGCCUGUGCAGAGUAGCUCAAACCCAGCUGCAGGAUCCCGGACGAGCCCCCAGCUGGAGAUCCAUGCAAGACCACGAGAGAAGCUUCAGGAGAAAAUUAUCGAAAGCUCUUCAUCCUUCAGCUCCACCAGCAGCUCCAACAGCAGUUCCCCUUCAUCCUCCACUUCAGCCAGCCCACAGAAUACAGUAUCUGCACCCUGCCCCAGAAGUCCACCCACUUUGUGUGUGUCUGACAUUCCUGCUGCCAGUACAUCUAAAUCAAGACUCUCCCCUAUAACUGAGGAGAAAAAACCUGCCAUCACCGUGGGCCGAUUUCAGGUCACUCCAAGUGUGGAGAUCCCACAACUCACAGCCACACCCAAAACUCCACAGCCCCGCCCCCCGACACCUCCCCCGUCCACAACUCCCUCCAACAACAGCCAGUCAGAAAGCAGCACCGAGGCAGAGGGCGAAUCAGAGAACAGCCUCAGCACGGUCACUGUGUCCCCGCCUACCAAAGCACCUUUUGAGCUGUUAAACGACUGCAGCGGCGGCGCCCCCUCCUGGCCCAGAGGACUGGGGACUAUAGAUAGCAGGGAGGUGGAGGCUGAGGAAGAGGAGAUGGGUGAAGGAGAGGUCAGGGAUGGAGAGAUGAGGCAGAGGAGGAUAAGCUUAACCCUGUGUGAGGUUUUACCGGGAGGUCCUCAGAUCGGAAACGUCAGUCAGCCUUGGAUAAGCUACACGAGGAGCACCUCGUACGCCAGCAGCGAUGAGACGGAGAGCGAGGAUGAGGACAUGUGGGAGGAGCUUCAGGAGCUGCGAGACAGGCACCUGAGUGAAGUGCAGGCUCUGCAGGCCUCUCAGAAGCGGGAGAUUGAGGAGCUGUAUGAGCGGAUGGGGAAGGUUCCUCCUCCAGGCAUCGUGUCUCCGGCAGCGAUGCUGUCCAGCCGCCAGCGCCGCCUCUCCAAGAGCGGAGGAUACCCCCCCUCCCGCAGGAACAGCCUGCAGAGACUCGACAUGCUGCCCCCUGCAGGGAUCAUGAGGAAGAAUUCGGUGAGUGGCAGCAGCAGUGGAUCUCAGGAGCGUUCGGCUAAGGGCGUGACCUUCGCUACAGACUACGCCAGAGUGUGAUCUCACAGAAUCCCUGCUGAUCUCCUGCAGGUGAAUGCCGCCACCUAGUGUCAGAGAUUGAGCAGUGAAGGAUCAGCAGAUGAUCAGCAGAUACUCUGCUCUGCACUGUGAGAGUUCAGUACAGGAGUGAACUUGAACAUGAAGCAGCUUGUUUUUACCUGAUUUGAACAUAAACUAUCAGUUUGGUAAAGCAGGAGAAUCCUAUAGUUCAGUGCCUGUUAGUGUGCAGGAGAGGACGCCCCCAGCUGGUGUGUUCGUUGAGGUACAGCUCAGCUCCAAUGGAUGCUUUUUGAUUAUUGCCCCCCCAACCC
This is a messenger RNA of Astyanax mexicanus (Mexican tetra), 5452 nucleotides long. RefSeq names its product WNK lysine deficient protein kinase 4b (gene wnk4b). Lineage: Eukaryota; Metazoa; Chordata; Actinopteri; Characiformes; Acestrorhamphidae. Gene Ontology annotation, molecular function: protein serine/threonine kinase activity; ATP binding; chloride channel inhibitor activity. Bases 297 to 5141 code for a protein of 1614 amino acids. The transcript has 22 exons. Gene Ontology annotation, biological process: protein phosphorylation; positive regulation of potassium ion import across plasma membrane; renal sodium ion absorption. The record is from RefSeq and is a predicted model, not a curated record. Gene Ontology annotation, cellular component: cytoplasm; cytosol.